UCCACACCCUGAAGCUUGGGAGCCCAUAAAGAACAAUGUCAUUCGAAGAAGUAUAUGAGCAGUUAUUUCAACGAGGUAGGAGCAGGACAGGGAUAUGAAAGACAUGAGCGUUAUCUAUUCCAGUUGAGCGGAGGCGAAGGGAGAAGAGAAGCCACGCUGCUUUCGAGGACGGAUCAGAGUCCCAAGAUCCGGAGAGCGGGGUGCAUGUGAACCCCAAAGGCAUUCAUUCCAGUGCUGGAACUUGGAAAAGGAUCAGCUAGCGUCAGCAACUUUGGCCCAGAGGAUUUGACCAGGCAGGAGCCACUUUUGGUUGGGAUGUGCGGCUCCUCAUUCUGGUUCCAGUCCUGGCCGGCCGAAGGGCGCAGGCUCGCACAAUAGACUCCAGUUUUUCAAUAGCGACACCAGCCAUGGACAAUCCAGAAAGAAAACGCAUGCGCACGGAGAAGUUCUAUCAAUAUGUACACGUUCCUGAGUGCUGUGGGCGGGGAAUGUAAAACUGCAUGGGGGAUUCUAGUCGGACACGCUUCCCUCCUGCACAACGUGUGAAGUGGCCCUUGCGUGACAAUGGCAAUAGAUUUUGCAAGGCUUGCCAUCAGCUCUUUUACUGAUCUUUCCUUUCUCUUUCAUAUAACAUAUGGGGGCGGGGAGUAUCCACAACAUAGCUGCCAAGUUCUCCCCCUUUUUAAGGGAAAUUCCCUUAUGCUGAAUAGGCUUCCUCGCGAGAAAAGGGAAAACUUGACAGCUAUGAUCCACAACAUAAAUGCAAAAUUAAAAACUCAGAAGUACAACUGUGUUAUUAGCUUAAAUCCUUGGAAGGAUCAGAAACUCUUUCAUUAGAGGUUGGUUUGUUUUUUAAGGAUUUUUGGCUGCGGAGAGGAGAGGAACAUAUGAAAGUGAGUUUCGGGUUGUGGGGAAUCUUCCUUUCCAUAGUCUGACACUGUGUACACAACAUAGAUUUAAAGCACCCUCCUAAAAAAAAAUCCAGGAAGCUAGUUUGUUAAGGGUGCUGGGAACUGUAGCUUUGUUAGGGGUAAACUACCGUCCCUACUUUGUUGGCCACCUGACCCGGAAGCUGUACUCUGGCUCCCAUAGCCAGUAAAGCGAGAUGAGCGCCGUAACCCCAGAGUCGUCCGCGACUGGACCUAACGGUCAGGGGUCCCUUUAUUUUUAUUUUUACCUUUACCGUCCCCAGGGAGAGGCUAAUGCCCUGUAGAUUCGCGACAAGAGCGUUUACUUUAAACUCCGCAUCUAGCUCAAGCCCAGCACGGUAUUGUAUAUCUGCUAUAGGAAGCGCAUUAAAAAGUUACAAAUAGUUAAAUAGUGAGCACCUUGGUUUCAUUCACUCAAUACAUACCGUAGAGAUGACUACUAAACGUGGAGAGAAGAAAACAAGGGAAAUAGAGAAAGGGAAUAGGUAAAAUAAAGUCGAUGUUCAUUUUUAUUAUUUUAUUGCAGCUUUGUCCAUCUAGCCCUUCGACACACGUAGGACACGAUCAAAGCCAAAUGCUUCUGUUUAACUGGUCUGGGGAUCGCAUCCACGCAACAAUGAACCACAGCAUUAGGAAGGAAAGAGAGUUGAACUUAAACAGGACCAAGUUUGGAAUUCUAACUCUACUUCCCGGGGAGUAAGUAAGCCCUGUUGAAUCCAAUAGGACUGGCUUCGGAGUAGACAUAGUUAGGAUUGCGCUGUAAAGCGGCUUGGCGGUUGCCACUGACUAGGGAAAAUCGCUAUCUUUCAUUUCAAGCCCGUCUAGAAGAAUAAUUUACCUUCCAGGGCUGCCCCGAGUACAAGCCAUUUUUAAGGCACUGCUUUGUUUUUAAAUGAAGACUAAGACACUUCCGAGGAGGAAGCCAAGAGGGGCUGAGGAUCUCGUUGCAAGGAGUUGGGGGCAGAAACCCGCGCGCGAACCACUGAGCAGAGUGCGCAGCAAGGUCUCCAAACGCAGACGAGCCGGAUUAGCGCAGUAAAGGCUUAAGGCACAUCACUACAGUCUUUCAUAAUAAGAUCACAAGUAACCCAUUUUAUGACCAGAUUCUACCCAGUGCCUCCUUGCAAGCGGCACCCGCACACCCAGAGCGAUGCCUGGGCAACUGCUUUCUAUGCAGGAAGGUCCCUGGUUCAAUUCCCAGCAUCUCUGGGAGAGAGAGAGCUCCGUCUGGAGAGGCGCUGCCAGCCAAGGUAGGCAAGUGCUGAGCUAGAUGGACCAAAUGGUCUGACUCGGUAUAAGGCGGAUUCCCCCAGUUCCUAUGUCCAAGCUCCUCCCAUUGGCCUUAAUGGCAAGCGCUGACUCGCACUUGCUUCAGACGCAACGAUCAGGUGUACUUAGUGCAGAGUAAAGGAUCGCAGCCAACCGCACCUCAGCAGGGAGAGACUUUCCUUUUGUAGAUCCAAGCGGCAAGGACAUCGCCUGGCGGCCUUUCCCAACGAGCUGGAGAAGCGCAGAGGGAGGGGGAGGAAAAGGGCUCAAGGAACGCUGCGUUAGGAUCCCGUUGCGUCGGCUCUUCCGCGCGAGAGCCUAGCGCAAGGCGCCGCCGGCUGGCUUGCCCUCUAGUUCCGCGCCCGCCUGAUGUCACAAUGAGGCGCAGGCCGCGGCCUCCCUCCCGCCCCUUGAUGGCGCCGGCUUCCGUUCGGUUGCCAAGGAGAAGGAUACACACCGCGGCCCAAACUGAAAAGGCCCCGGGGGAAGACGGUGAAGCGCGGAGCCUAGGCUGCGGAGCCCGAGGGGCAGGUGGAGCUGCAGGAGCUGCUCGGGUUUCUGAGUGGAGAGGCGAAGCGGAGGAGCAAGACCCUCCUCAAGGCCGCAGGGGGAUCCAGGGGGCGAGACACCACCUCACGGGGACGCUGCCGAGGCUCUGGGAAGUGGGUGACCAGCAAGAGCCAUGAGUCAGAGGCAGGUCUUGCAAGUCUUUGAGCAGUAUCAAAGAGCCCGAACGCAGUUUGUUCAGACUGUUGCAGAACUUGCUACUAGGCCACAAAAUAUCGAGACUCUCCAGAAUGCAGGUGUAAUGGCUCUGCUGAGGCCGCUCCUAUUGGAUGUGGUUCCAAAUAUUCAACAGACAGCUGCUUUGGCUCUUGGGAGACUUGCCAAUUAUAAUGAUGACCUGGCAGAAGCUGUAGUUAAGGGAGAUAUUCUUCCGCAGCUCGUGUAUUCAUUGGCUGAGCAGAAUCGUUUCUACAAGAAAGCAGCUGCGUUUGUAUUGCGAGCAGUUGGAAAACAUUCUCCCCAGCUAGCCCAGGCGAUAGUUGACUGUGGAGCACUAGACACGUUGGUCAUCUGCUUGGAGGAUUUUGACCCUGGAGUAAAGGAAGCUGCGUCCUGGGCCCUUGGCUAUAUAGCGAGACACAAUGCAGAACUGUCACAGGCUGUGGUGGAUGCUGGAGCAAUUCCUCUUUUAGUCCUCUGUAUCCAGGAGCCAGAGAUUGCUUUGAGAAGGAUUGCUGCUUCCGCGCUCAGUGAUGUUUCAAAGCAUUCUCCGGAGUUAGCACAGACGGUUGUGGAUGCGGGGGCAAUUGCUCACUUGGCUCAGAUGAUCCUCAACCCCGAUGCCAAACUAAAGCGUCAGGUGCUCUCAGCUCUCAGCCAGAUAGCAAAGCAUUCUGUGGAUCUGGCAGAAAUGGUGGUUGAAGCAGAAAUUUUCCCUGUUGUACUCACAUGCCUGAAGGACUCGGAUGAAUAUGUCAAGAAAAAUGCUGCAACUCUAAUUAGAGAGAUAGCAAGGCAUACGCCUGAGCUUUCACAACUCAUAGUGAAUGCAGGGGGAGUUGCUGCUGUCAUUGACUGUGUUGGUUGCUGCAAAGGAAAUGUUAGACUUCCUGGUAUCAUGAUGCUGGGCUAUGUGGCAGCUCAUUCAGAGAACCUGGCCAUGGCAGUGAUCAUUUCAAAGGGGGUUCCACAGCUGGCAGUGUGCUUGUCAGAAGAGCCAGAAGAUCAUAUUAAGGCAGCAGCUGCCUGGUCUUUGGGACAGAUUGGGAGACACACUCCGGAACAUGCCCGUGCUGUUGCAGUAGCAAAUGUCUUGCCUGUACUGCUUUCGCUGUAUAUGUCACCUGAAAGUUCAGAAGAUCUUCAAGUCAAAACUAAGAAAGCUUUAAAGAACAUCCUGCAGAAGUGCACUCACCUGCCAGCACUCGAACCCUUAUUGCAUGAUGCUCCUCCAAACAUCCUGAAGCACAUAGUUGGCCAGUUCAGUAAGGUUCUGCCCCAUGAUUCCAAAGCACGGCGCCUUUUUGUAACGAGUGGAGGCCUUAAAAAGGUUCAGGAGAUAAAAGCAGAGGCUGGGUCACUUCUUCAAGAGUAUAUCUACACAAUUAACAAUUGUUAUCCAGAGGAAAUAGUCAGAUAUUAUUCCCCUGGAUAUUCUGAAGCACUUCUGGAAAGGGUAGAAAAUUAUCAGCCAGUUCUAUAAACCCUUCAUCAUUUGUGAUAGAACAUUCCCCACCCACCCCUAUUUCCAAUAUGUGUUUUUGAGUGGCAAAUGACUGUAUUUCUAGUCUGGGAGAUACUAACUUUCUAUAUUCUUCUGUUCCCAAUCAAUUAUGAUAACAGGAAGACAUACCCUUUCCAUCUUUAAUCUACACUUGGUUUUCUGGAAACCUUACCUAAGAAUAAAGACUUUUACGCACAUGUGUUAAGAGGCCUGCAUUUCUCAGAGUUAUUGAGGACCUGAAGGGGCCAGCGCUCUUCCCGGAUAGACCUGUGGUCUUCAGAGCAAUUUGUCCAAUCAGGUCCUUAAGACAAAGAAUAGAAUGAGAGGAUUACAGCCUCAUCCAAUAAGCACUGGACCCAGCAGUGCCUCUGUUCAUUUCAGCAGAGAGGUGCAGAUUGAGAUUACCAAAUCCAAGUAGGAAUUGUCUUCAAAUGAACAAACAAGUGGCAAACUAUUUCCUCACCCCACUUCUUCACUGACCCCUGUACCACCUCCACAUAAGCUCUCUUUCCAUGGCACCUUGAAGAACCAAGGUACAGCUGGUAAAUUGAUGGGUAUUUCCCCCCCCCCCGAAGAUACAGGUUUUGUCUCUGUUAACAUUUAGGAGUGGAUUUCAAAAGAACUGUGAUUUGGGUAACAAAAUGCUUGAAAGGAAAGGUGGUGAGUGAUUAAAGGGAAACUGAAAAUAAGCAUGGCAUUGAAUUUUACUUGAAAUUUUAUUAACUCUGGAAAGAUAGAAUGCUUAAAAAAAUAUUUAAAAGCUGCACCUUGGCAACUUUCCACAUGCUCAAAACGAUAGCACUAGAUACUAACAAAUAAAACUACAUACUAAGUCAAACAGAAAUGUGUAUGACAAUUUCCUUCAGCCAACAUGCAGUUUUUUUCUUUUGUGCCUGUCUUGUUUGCCUAACAUUCAUAACAGGUAAAAGUUAAAAGGUGUUUGGAAGAGGGAAUGUUACUGCAUAAAAGCUACAAAGCUAACAUAACAAACACCCUUAAAUUAUUGUCUGUCUUCUGGGCUAGUGCAGACUACAACAGUUGGGUCAGUUAGCCUCAAGCAUUGCUUAAGACUUGUAUUACUUCUGAAAGACGUUUGGGCUUCCGUCAAUGCUCAGUGAUAAGGUGGUGUCAUGAGGAAGUGAAUCACCCACCACCAACUGCUUUUUUAUUAUGUUUGUCACUGACCUCACCCUUAAAUAGCUCAUGACCAAUUUUGAUUGUCUCCUCCACCAACCUCCUUCUUCCUUUUGGGUUCCAGCAAUUGCACUCCAUUCUAUAAAAUCUUGGUAAGCUGGUAUGACCUGGAAGGCUGGGCUUUUGGGGAAAAGGUGGGAACUCUUAAUUCACUCCAGAAAGUGUUGUUGUUUUUUAAUGCCACCUUCUUCAGCAUUUUCUUUCUUUGGUCCCCUCCUCAGGAUGCCUUUCUUACAUAAUUUGAAGGAGAUAACUAGACCAAACCAUACACCACCAGUAGCAAUCCUGUGCCUCAGCUAGUUCAGGGUACUUGAGCCUGAGUAAGACUAGCCAUCCUGUUGGAGGGGGCCAAAGAAAUGAAUACGAUCAGCACAUGAGUUGGUCAACUCUCAUCAUCCUUGAUCAUCAGCUGUGCUGGAUGGUUCACAUUUUAAUGUGAUUGCCAUUGAAAUAACUGGUACUUAAUGCCUUUUUGUACAACCAGCUGGGCAUGAGAUAGUGGGGAAAGGCUUGCCUAUACAGACACUUACAUGCCCAUAAAGAACUGGUUGUGUGCAUUUGCUGCCACAGGCAGAUUUGAAAUGUGUCUAGUUGUGAUGGCACAUGGAAGCCAGCUCUCGCAUAUUAGAUUAGAUUGGUUCAUUUGUAAAAUAACACUAUGAAAGUAAUACAGAGUAGUAUCAAUAGAGUUAACUCAGACCUAAAUAAACUGCAACAUAAACUUAAAAUGCUGAAUUUCCCUGGCAGUUCACAACAAAUCCCUUUAAAAAGGAAAAAAUAAUAAUCCUCUUUUAGCAAAUGUUAGAAUGAAAUAGUAAAGCAGCUCUUGUGUAGGACUAUGGAUGCACACAUCCUGCCUGUCAAAUUUAUAUGCAAAUAAGACAGGAAUUUAGAUCAUAAUAUAUCGCUUAACAUUCUCAUCAAGAAGCUAAUGCACCUUUUAAAAUAAUGCAAAAUACUUCCAGCCAAUAAUUUCUUUAAUCAGUACAAAGAUUCAUGUGUCUAGUAUCUGGUGUAUGUGUUUUUUUAAAAAAAAGAAUUUUAAUUGGCUCCAAAGCUUAUGGCAGUUGUACAGCUUUUUAUUUGGCUUCCACAUUUUGAAAGCAUUCUCAAAAAAAUCCAGCAGGAAUCCAAGUGACACUGCCAGUGUUCACUCUAUUGUAUAAAAAUCAAUAGUUCCUUGUUUCCCCCCCUUUCGUUUUAAACAAUACAUAAAUAAUAUUGGCAUUGGCAAAAAGAAGCCACAUGCUUCAGCCAGCCCUAUAAUUUGGGUUAGUGUGAAUACCAAUUAGACUAUUACUGUUGCACAGUAUUUGGGCAUGUUUAACAAAAGAUUAAAUUAAGGGAUAUAUAAGGAACAGAAAACAUGUUUCAGAGAAGAGCGUAAACCUGAUUCUUUGUGCUGACUGAUGAUUCGGAGCCUCCUUGUGUCACCCUAGCCUAGCCUUAUUUUAAAUUGGCAUAUCUUGCCAGCUCUUUCUGGUUCUUAGCCAGUUUGGUCAGUAGAAAGGACCAGAGAGUGACAUGGCAAAGAUUUGUUAUAGCCCAGGAUGGACAUUUAUCAUCCCUCCACCUGCCUCCCAACAUGUUGACCUAACUGACCAUGAUAGCAUCCUCACUGUUGUUUCAACAUGCUGAAAUCUGGAAUUUAGAAAGGUCAAACCCAGUCCCAGUGCCAAUGUAACAACAACAACAACAACAAAGAGAGGUAAAGGUAAAGGACCCCUGGCAGUUAAGUCCAGUUGCAUACGACUCUGCGGUUGCAGCACUCAUCUCGCUUUACAGGCCGAGGGAGCCGGUGUUUGUCCGCAGACACUUUUUCUGGGUCAUGUGGCCAGCAUGACUAAGCCGCUUCUGGUGCAACAGAAUACCGGAACCAGAGCAGCGCACAGAGACACCAUUUAUCUUCCCGCCUGAGCAGUACUUAUUUAUCUACUUGCAGUUUUUGGCGUGCUUUCAAACUGCUAGGUUGGCAGGGGCUGGGACCGAGCAACGGGAGCUCACCCCGUCAUGGGGAUUCGAACUGCCGACCUUCUUUCGGCAAGCCCAAGAGGCUAGACCACAGCACCACCACUAUAUGUCAAUAACUUGUUUCAUCAAAGCGGCUUGCUCUAUAACAUAAAAAAAUCACAAUGCUUGUUGAUUUUCAGCACUGAAUUUUUUGUGUGUUUUUGUUUAUUGCAUGUUUGUUUAUUGUUUUUGCAUCUUUUUCAGGGAAAAGUAUGCAAGGGCAAACUAUGACACCUAUUAAGCUAAAUUUAAACCCUUACAUGACUUGGGACCCAAAUAUCAGUUGGACUGCUGUAAUGGACUGGCUGGAUGCAGCUGAGUGGUGGGAGGCAGCAGCUGGAGAACCCCCAAGGAAACAAGGCUGAGAGCCAGAGGAUUGGUGGUGGGACAAUGAGGGAGGGAGCCGACUGGGAGGAGGAGGUGCCAGCAGCUGAAGAGGUAACAAGGUUUAGUGAGCAGGAAGAGGCUGUGGCAGAAAGCAAUCCAGAGGUGGAAGCGGAGGCCAGAGAGGAGGUGGGCCAAGGGGCAGAAUGGAGGCAGGCUCAAGAAUCCAGAGAGUCUCCCCCCUUCUGUUGUGGUGGCCAGGUCCCCUACCCCCAGUCUAGAACACAGAGAAAUGAAAAGAGCAGAGCAGAGAUUGGCUGUGCACAGACGCAGCUUGGGAAGAGCAGGAGCCUUAGUGAGUGGUGGGAAGGUGCGGACCUUUCAGCCCUCACAACUGCCUUAUUGGAGCAAGACCUGCUGGGAUCACUAGACCUGCACUGUUCUGUUUUCUUUGAAUAAAAAGUUAACUGCAAUUACACCAUGUUUUUCUAUUGCUGACAUACGCUUGACUCCUGCUCCUGACAAUGCGCCCAUCCACAGAGAUUGUUCUCAGAAGUCCUUUCUUCAGCUGCCCCUGCUGUCUGCAGUAUGGCAGGUGGUGACUGGAGACUGCCCUUCUUCAACAGUUGUUGAA
Messenger RNA from Zootoca vivipara (common lizard), 8590 nucleotides. RefSeq names its product sperm associated antigen 6 (gene SPAG6). The record is from RefSeq and is a predicted model, not a curated record. Gene Ontology annotation, cellular component: microtubule cytoskeleton; acrosomal vesicle; axoneme. Gene Ontology annotation, biological process: epithelial cilium movement involved in extracellular fluid movement; sperm axoneme assembly; filopodium assembly. Gene Ontology annotation, molecular function: microtubule binding. NCBI's taxonomy places the organism in Eukaryota, Metazoa, Chordata, Lepidosauria, Squamata, Lacertidae.